Molecule: messenger RNA, 2238 nt
Organism: Trichobilharzia regenti
Lineage: Eukaryota; Metazoa; Platyhelminthes; Trematoda; Strigeidida; Schistosomatidae
Source: the annotation of a GenBank genome assembly
AUGGAGAAAUUACAACAACUUUUACAACAACAACAGCAACAACAACAACAAAUACAAAAUCAAUUGUAUCAGAAUUCUUUCAGGUUAGGUGAACAACCUCCUCGAGAAGAAGACGAAGAAGAAGAAGAAGAAGAAACAGGAGAAGAAGAUAUCGAGGAAGAAGAUGAAUCGCUACAAGAGUUCUUACAACCUCAAUCACAACAACAGAAACAACAAUCACAGGAGCAGCAAUCACGACGAUUAUCUAAACCUGAGCUUCCAGCAGCACAAGAACAAUUACUUCAACAGAAAUUGUCUGAAUUACAAUCCUCAUCGGGUAAAAAACAACCAGCCCCUGAACCACCAAUCCAACAGCAACAACAACAACAACAAGAAUCGAAAAAGCCUGAGUUUUCAGUCCGUCAUCAACCAAUACCCCAACCUGUAUCACAGCAGCAGCAGCAGCAACCAUCAAAACAAGGACAGAAGUCACAAGCACCACCACCACCGCCAACAUCAGCUGCACAACAGCAACAACAACCCGCAGCUAUGUUAAAUGGUGAUCAUUUAAAGCAUGACUCUGAAUUGACAAAAUCGCCUAUAAUUCAAGUGAAUCAAUUCGAUAGAAAAUUUCGUAAUUCAUGGCGUAAAUCACCAGAGGAUUUUACAACGAAACAGCAACAACAGCAAAUGGUAAUGAAGAAAGCAAGUAAAUUAUCAGAGAAUGAUAUUAGUUCACAAGCAGAUGAAGAGGAGGAGGGCGAUAUUACAGAAGAUGAUGUUUACAGGCUACAUGACGAAUUAGAACAUGCUAAUUUACAAAAUAAUGAAAUGAAAAAAGCCUUGAAUGAAGCACGUACAAUUAUUGAUCAACAACAAAAUCAACUGACAGAAUUUCGUCGAUUAGCUGCACAAUAUCAAACAGAUACAGAAGCUUUUAAAAUGAAGAGUAUGUUUCUGUUGAAUAAUACACAAACACGUGAUGAACAAGUUACUGUGUUAAUGGAUGCAUGUGAACGUUUAGAAGCUGAAAUUGACGCUCUAACCUGGCAAUUAGAUCAAGCUAAGCAUUCACUGGACUUAAAAACACAAGAAUGUGAUUUUCUUAAUGAACAGUUAGAUGAAAUUCAACUAAAUGCUGGUAGUAAUAGUACUAUUAAUCACCAAAAUAAUAAUAAUACUAAUAACAAUUUAAUGAAUGGUAAUGGUCAUCAUGAUCCUGAUCAUAUCAUUGCUGGGAAUAUGGAUAAAGCUAAUACUGGGACAGAUCAAUUGCGUUCAACACUAAGUACAGAGUAUCGAUCCAUUAUUGGCAACAAUCAUACAGGGCAUAUAAAUACAAUGUCGACUGGAUUAAAUAUGAAUGGGGCGAAUGAUUUAAGCCUGCAUAUGGAAUUGCAAAAACUUCAAGAAGAACUUGAAGUUUAUCGUAAAAAAGAAGAAGAUUGGGAAAAAAUCCAUGUGGAACUGUUGCAAAGACAAAAAAUUCUUGAAGAAGAGAAAAAACAACAAGAAUUGGUGAUUGGUCGAUUAGCAGGUGAACAGGUAGCUAAAAAUAAAGCUGAAAAUCCACAGGAUAAUGAUGUCGAAAACGAUAUCCCACUUGAAAUAGUCGCAACACUGAAUAACUUACACGAAGAGAAAACCACCUGGAAGUUGUAUGCAUCAAGUUUAGUACGUAGUUUUGUUGAAAAUUGUGAAGAAUUUAUUCGUAAAACUCCAUAUAAUGAACCAUAUUUUGAAAGUGAUGGUGAACGUCGAUGGUAUGCCUAUUCAAUGCAUUUACUCGAAAAUCUCUUACAUGUAGCUCCAUAUAUGUUGGCUAAAACUGAUUUAGACUUAUUGAAACGUACAACUACAAAAACAGUUCAACAGAAGAGAAAUCCUUAUCUCUCUGGUGGCGGUGGUGGCGUUGGGCUUGGUAGAUAUUCAGCAACAACAACAACUAUGCAACAAUAUGAACCACAAUUAAUUACCACAUCAGAUUUCCCAUUAUCUGCAUCCCAAACACAAUUACAAAAUAGAAAUAUGAGUACAGGACAACUGGCAACCUCUGAAUUUGUACAAUUAUCAGCGUCAUCAGCAUCAUUGGCACAACCGACGUUAGCACAAUCAUCAAUGCUUGGACAAGAACAACAAUUAUACACUCAAAUGUCUUAUCCCACGGGGAUGUCUACACAGAAAAAUAUGUCUGAACGAGCUGCAAGAGCUGCAUCCAAAUCGAUUACAGAUUUAUAUCGUAAGAAAAAACAAAGAUAA